CGCCGGUCUAUCCAGCUGCAGACUUCUUUCUUUCAUUAUCACCAUCACCAACACUCGUUCUCUUUGGAAUUGACCCCUCGCAUUCGUUUUGCAUACCCGUCACCCGUUUAAGUCAACUUUUUGCUCAAUUGGAUCAGCCACCAUGCGUUUCUCCUACGCCGUUCUGCCCCUGGCUGCCAUUGUUGGCGCCCUCGAGGUCACCUCCCCCACCAAGGGCGAGGAUGUUGAUGUCUCCAACUCCUUCACUGUCAAGUGGGAUUCCGUCAGCACUGACGCCUCCAACUUCAAUCUCUACAUUGUCAACAACGCCGUCUACCCCCCGGUUGAGCAGAAGAUCGCCAGCGAUGUCGAGACCUCGAAGGGCUCCUUUACUGUCUCUGGCCUGUCUGGCCUGACCGACGGCAAGGGCUACCAGAUCAACCUGGUCUCCGACGAGCCCCAGAACAGCGGCAUCCUCGCCCAGUCGCAGCAGUUCGACGUGAAGGGUGCUUCUUCCAGCUCCAGCUCCAGCUCCAGCUCCAGCGCCAGCGCCAGCUCUUCCAGCACCAGCAGCGCCUCUUCAUCUUCCUCCUCAUCCUCCUCUUCGUCUUCCGCCUCCUCCGCCUCGACCACCCUCACCUCGACCGCCAGCUCUUCUACCGGAUCCGCUACCCCCAGCUCGACGGCCAACGGCACUGCCCCGACGGCCUCUGUCGCCCCCGGUGCUGGUUCCGCCCUGACUGCCCCGCUGACCGCCGUUGCCGGUCUGGUCAUGGGCGCCAUGGCUCUUGUUCUGUAAACGAGCAUUCCUUCCUAGGUGAUCCGCAACCGGUGGACAACCCUGUCCCACCCUUACCGAACCGGACCUCCGGAUCGGAACCCGAUUUGAUUUCCACUGCGCAAUACGUUAAUUUACUAUGGACAUAAAGGCAACCUUCGCGUGAAGUGAGGUUGUUGGAUUAAUUGGAUCGUGUCGGAGCGAUUGGUUUUUGAUGUUAUGUGUUUAUUCCAUGCUGUGUUCUAAAAUCAUAACAAUUAAGUUGGACCAAAUAAUGGUCGCAUUGGAGCUCUUUCCCUG
Molecule: messenger RNA, 1057 nt
Organism: Aspergillus aculeatus ATCC 16872
Lineage: Eukaryota; Fungi; Ascomycota; Eurotiomycetes; Eurotiales; Aspergillaceae
Product: GPI anchored serine-threonine rich family protein
Exons: 4
Coding region: 143-778 (211 amino acids)
Source: RefSeq, a predicted model, not a curated record